This is a messenger RNA of Trypanosoma theileri, 1698 nucleotides long. Its product is annotated as protein AATF/BFR2. Bases 1 to 1698 code for a protein of 565 amino acids. The transcript has a single exon. Lineage: Eukaryota; Euglenozoa; Kinetoplastea; Trypanosomatida; Trypanosomatidae. Gene Ontology annotation, cellular component: nucleolus. The record is from RefSeq and is a predicted model, not a curated record.
AUGUCUGUACGCCGCGGCCAAUUGUCCUCUUCCUCGUCGUCCUCUUUAACGCGUCGCCGAUCAACAAAUAAGAAAUCUGUGAGUGAUAUCAUUAAUGAACAGUUUGCAAAUGAGGAUGGACGAUUUGGUGAAACUGAUGCUUGGGACGAUGUAGGCGGUGAUGGACCGCACAUCGAUGAUUACCGCGACGACGGUAGUGGUGGUGAUGAUGAUGAGGGUAAUAAUAGUUAUCUUCAUCAGUAUGAAACAUUACCAGCGGCAAAGCGGAAGAAGACAGAAGGAAUUCAACAAAAACGACAAGCAGAAGAAAAGAAAAAUAAAAAAUUACGUCGUCGUGGUCCAUUGGAUUCCUCACUCUCUACAGGCGAGUAUGCAGCAACACCAGUAGAUGUGGAAGCUGCAAUGGAUGGAAUAUUUGGUGCACUGGAGAUGAAUGAUGAUGAAGAUUAUGAUGAGGAUUUUGAUUAUAAUGAUUAUGAUGAUGAGGAUGAUGCAGACUUCUCAGAUAUGCAGAAGGAUAGUAAAGGCAGUCGUAAGAAAGGUGGGCAAGAUUAUGAUUAUGAUUAUGAUGAUGAAGAUUAUGAAGAAGAAGAUGCGGCCGAUGAUAAAGCAGAAACUUCUCAUGGGAAAAAACGCAAACGCACGAGUGGUGGUAAACCAGAAACCGAAGAAGAAUACAUUGCAUGGCUGGAGGCUCGACAAGCCAAGAAACAAGCCCUUCGACGCUCUCUUGGUGGAGAUGCUGAGGGGGAUAUUCUUGAGCAGCUGGAGUCCUUGCGGAAUGUUCAAAUGGAAUUGCUGGCGAAAGAGGCCGUGGAGGGUAGUGAAGAUGAUCCACGCGCUAAAGAACGUCAACGGGCACAAGCCGCCGUUCGUCAUUAUGUGAUGGUGUACUCUCAACUCUUACGUGUACGUUUGAAAUUGCAGCCGAUCGUGGCUCGUGCGGUGGCUUUUCCACAAUAUUAUGCCCUUCCAGACUUUUUGGAGAGUGAUGAGGGCGAAAUUCAUACAGGAGUGAAUGAGGUUGUAGAUUCACUGGAAUCGUUACUCACUACUUUCUAUGCCCUCGCUAAAGAUGGUAAGGAAUCUAAAGAAAAACAGAAAUCAAAGGAUGAAAAACAUACAAAUGCUCCUAAUUUUAAAGAGAUAAAUGCCUCUCACAGACGUAUGAUGAAAGAUGUGGAUGAGUGUAUUGAAUACUGGGGAGCUAAACUUGUACAACCCAACAGUGUGAAGUUACGUACUAUUUCUCAACCAUUAUUACAACAAAUUCGUGCUAUUCUUGAAGGUAAAGCGCGACUUCGUGCGAAAGUGCAAAAGAAUCGAUCGCAUGUUGCCAUUCUGGCUCACCCUGAGCACUACCAAGCCACCGUCUCAGCUGAAGGAAAAUCAGCACGCGCUCUUCAUAUCGCAGAAGGCGAUAAUGAUGAUGAAAUUUACGAUGAUGCAGAGUUCCUGCGAGAAGUGGUAAAACGUGGUGGAAUGGCACGAUUACAACAGGAACAACAACAACAAUUCCUGGAGGAACAGGAGUCUUUGCGUGCGAGUGCGGUUCCAUCUAAGCGUGGGUUUCAUCGAUUAACGAAAGGUAAGUCGGUGAAUUAUGAACCCCGACCAAAGUUAGUGGGCUUCCUAAUGCCUGUACCAUAUACAUACAGCGAACAACAUGAGGUGAUGGUGAAAUCACUCUUUCAAUAG